AUGACUCACUUACUGAUCCUUGGCGGUUUAGACGAGAGUGCAAACGGUGGCUACAGCAGACGAAGUAGUUAUUUUGGAGAUCGAGGAGGGGGAUAUGGCAACCAUCGGAUCGGGGGAUACAACGAACAAGCCAACUAUUCGAACCACCGCCUGGCCCCGUCAAGGCCUGAUAGUUUUGCUGAAAGCUAUGGCGGGGGCAAUUAUAACGGAUAUAAUAACGGCUACAACAAUAACAACAGCAACAAUAAUAGUAACAAUGGCUACCAUCCACGGACCCCUCGUCAUGGUGGACGAAUGAAUCCUGACCAGCACAUGCAGGGAUACAAUAACAUCAACAACAACAAGAACAACAACAACAACAGCUAUCAGUCCCAGCAGCAACCACAGUAUCCGCCAGGUGAUAAUUGUAACUAUCCAUCCCCCUUAGGCGCCGGGGCGGAUGCAUAUGCAGACCCAAACAACACCGGGGAUGACAACAGCAAUCCGCCCUACCGACAACAACCACAACAACUACCACCACAACCACCACCACACCAACAGAACCAGCACCAGUCCCCCCGCCACCAAACCCUCGCAGAAACAUACGGCUUCAACGGCUUCGGCGACGCCCCGGAUCUCGACUCCCCACAAUCCCCCAACGGCACCACCAGCCGCGGCCGUACCAACAACGAUGGCUAUUACCAAGACCUCCACAACAACAACAUCAGUACAGAUUACGGUAAUAACAGCGGCAGCAACAAUAAUAACAAUAAUUCCUUCAACAAUAACCAGGCAUCCGCGGCACCGCCCAGCGUCCCAGCCAAGGACAUCGCGAGGAAGCCCGUUGCGGCCUUCUCGCUCUCGCCAUCUGAUUCGCCUUCUUCGACAGCUAAUACCGGCGCCAUCGCCGGUUCUCCUACGGCGGCGGCGGCGGUUUCUUCAUCCGGGAAACGGAUGAGUGGCUUUAGGCGGUUUAACAAAUCGUGA
Molecule: messenger RNA, 966 nt
Organism: Histoplasma mississippiense
Lineage: Eukaryota; Fungi; Ascomycota; Eurotiomycetes; Onygenales; Ajellomycetaceae
Exons: 2
Coding region: 1-966 (321 amino acids)
Source: RefSeq, a predicted model, not a curated record